Sciurus carolinensis (gray squirrel) is the source of this 2164-nucleotide messenger RNA. It is a transcript of the gene Slc34a3, whose product is annotated as solute carrier family 34 member 3. Gene Ontology annotation, cellular component: apical plasma membrane; brush border; vesicle. The coding region runs from base 200 to 2017 and encodes 605 amino acids. Gene Ontology annotation, molecular function: sodium:phosphate symporter activity. The record is from RefSeq and is a predicted model, not a curated record. Lineage: Eukaryota; Metazoa; Chordata; Mammalia; Rodentia; Sciuridae. Gene Ontology annotation, biological process: intracellular phosphate ion homeostasis; sodium-dependent phosphate transport. The transcript is spliced from 11 exons.
CUCUCCCCUGAACCAGGACCCAAACCCUGGCCAGGUGCCUCCCAGGCCACCUGGAGAAGCCUGUCCUUCCUGCAGAUGUCAUGUGCGCACCCAGCGGAUCUUUGACCUGCAGCUGCUCCUUCUGUCUCCUCCCUGCAGGUGCCCCUCAACACUCACGCAGAUCUGAGCUUGGACCUCAGGCUCAUCCUACCCCAAAUCCAUGCCGAAUUCCCUCGCCAGUGACCAGGUCUCCCCGCCAAAUCUGGACACCAUUGACCUGGUGGACUGCAGUCUGAGCAAUGCAGGAAACUCCAGUUCUGUCCCAGUCUUAGAGGAGGGGACCAUGGACCCAUGGGCCCUUCCUCAGCAGAAGGACACUGGCCAGCUGAAAGGCAAAAUGGCUGGAGACAUCUUCAAGGACAGUGUGGUGCUGUCCAACCCCGCGGCCGGGCUGGUCGUAGGCGUGUUGGUCACCGUCCUUGUACAGAGCUCCAGCACAUCCUCCUCCAUCGUGGUCAGCAUGGUGGCCUCCCAAUUGCUGACCGUCCAGGUGUCUGUGCCCGUCAUCAUGGGUGUCAACGUCGGCACGUCCGUCACCAGCACCCUGGUCUCAAUGGCUCAGUCUGGGGACCGGGACGCAUUUCGCAGGGCCUUCAGUGGCUCAGCGGUGCACGGCGUCUUCAACUGGCUCACGGUGCUGGUCUUGCUGCCACUGGAGAGUGCCACGGCCAUGCUGGCGCAGCUGAGCCAGUGCAUCCUGGGCGCCGCCAGCCUGCAGCCCGGCGGGCAGGCCCCUGGCAUCCUCAAGGUGCUGACGCAGCCGCUCACCCACCUCAUAGUGCAGCUGGAGGGCAGUGUGAUCGCCGGCAACGCCACCAACAGCAGCCUCAUUAAGCGGUGGUGCGGCGUCAGGGCAGAGACGGUGAGGUGCCCCGUCCCAGUCCUUCGCCUGGCCUCUGAUCUGCCAAAUCACCCCACCCACUCUGACCCUUGCGUCCUCUGGGCUCCGCCUGCCUGUUGGACCUGUCCUGAGUUCUGCCUCCCCCGCUGCCCCCAGACCCAGGGUACCAGCAACGCAUGCGGCGCCUCCGGUCCCUGCACAGGCUUCCCUGUGAGCCCCCCCGCCCCUGCCGGGGCCAACCUGACCGCCCCCCACCCGCCAGGCCGGCACCUGUUUGCGGGCUCGGCACUGACAGACCCGGCCGUGGGCUGCAUCCUGCUGGCGGGCUCGCUGCUGGUGCUCUGCCUCUGCCUGGUCCUCAUGGUCAAGCUCCUCCACUCUCUGCUGCGCGGCCGCCUCGCCCAGGCCGUGAGGACUGUCAUCAACGCAGACUUCCCCUUCCCCUGCGGCUGGCUCGGUGGUUACCUGGCGAUCCUCGUGGGUGCCGGCCUGACUUUCCUGCUCCAGAGCAGCAGCGUCUUCACCGCUGCCAUCGUGCCACUCAUGGGUGUUGGGGUGAUCAGCCUGGAUCGGGCAUACCCCCUUCUCCUGGGCUCCAACGUCGGCACCACCGCCACGGCCCUGCUGGCUGCGUUGGCCAGCCCUGCGGACAUGCUGUUCCCUGCCGUCCAGGUUGCCCUCAUCCACUUCCUCUUCAAUCUUGCUGGCAUACUGCUGUGGUAUUUGGUGCCCAUCCUACGGCUGCCCAUCCCACUGGCCAAGCGCUUUGGAGACUUGACUGCCCGCUACCACUGGGUGGCCAUUGUCUAUCUGCUCCUCACCUUCCUACUGCUGCCCUUGGCAGCCUUUGGGCUCUCCCUGGCAGGGAGCGCGGUGCUGGCUGCAGUUGGGGCUCCCCUGGUGGGGCUGGUGCUCCUUGUCAUCCUAGUUAAUGUUCUACAGCAGCGACGGCCAUCUUGGCUGCCCCACUGCCUGCAGUCUUGGGCCUGGCUGCCCCUCUGGCUUCAUUCUCUGGAGCCCUGGGACCGCCUGGUGACUCACUGUUGCCCUGGCAGGGCCUGUGGCCCCCCUCAGACCACCACCAAAGAGGCUCACUGCUAUGGGAAUCCUGAGAUCCUGGCUUCCCAGCAGUUGUGAAGGGCGGGCACCACAUCAGAUCACCCCAGCUCCGCUGGCCUCAGGGUCCCACAAUUGAGAGCAAGCUUACCAGGUGCCCCUGGGGGAGGGCUGUGGUGCAGAGACUCCUGAGCCUCCACAGCCCCUUUGAAAAUAAAUGAACCUGUU